Molecule: messenger RNA, 759 nt
Organism: Tetrahymena thermophila SB210
Lineage: Eukaryota; Ciliophora; Oligohymenophorea; Hymenostomatida; Tetrahymenidae
Exons: 1
Source: RefSeq, a predicted model, not a curated record
AUGAUAGAAGGAGAAAUCAAGCACAAACAUAAAAGCGAUAAAACAAAACUUAAAAAACAUGAAGAAGUUUAAUAAAUAGAUGAAGAGUUAAGACCCCUUUCCUUUGUAAAUCCUAGAAUCCAAAGUAUAAAAGGCUUGAAGGGAGUACUUAUUUUGGAGUCAUAAUUAAUGAGCAAUGUAUUUUCAUGGAAUUCUUAAAAUGUUUUUGAGAUAUACGCAGCUGAUGAAAAUGGGAAAAGAUUAGAUUCAAAAUCUAAGCCUAUCCUAUAUGGUAUAGGUAUGAGUCAUUCAUCUUGCACUAAUUGUUAACUAUAAUCAAUUUCAGAAGUAGCUAUUCUUACUUAAAUUAGUGAAAAAGGAAGCGAUGAUCCUUAUAUUUAUAUUUCAAAAUAAGAUAAAUGCUGCGGUUUUUCAUAAUAAAAUGUUUAUUUGAAUAAGAAUGGAAAUUAAACAUAAAUAGCGAGUGUAAGCAGAAAUAUGUGGAAUGAUUACGAAGUCACUAGUGACUAUAUAAAUUAACUUUCAUUAUCUAGGAGUAUUUUCUAAUUCUAUUGCACUCAAAAAAAAUAUGAUGUGAAAGAUGCAGAUGGAAACACAGGUAUUUUUAUUUAAUAAAAGCAUUUUUGUUCUUGCAGUAAUCCUAAUGAAUAUAGCUUAGGAUUUCCUGCUAAAUAUAAUGAUGAUUAAAAAACUAUACUUUUAGCCAUAUGCAUUUACAAAGCUUUUUCAAACUUCAAAAAAAGAUCUUCAAAAAAUUGA